CAGUGAAGUGCAUCAGGAAUUUUCAAAAGAGACGCCAAACUAAAGGAACGGUCUUCCGAUUGAUCCAAACCGACCAUCUGCUCCGAAUCUCCUAAUUGAGAAUUACCGGACGGAGCUUCAUUUCAUUUGUGCCUGAAGAAUAGUGGUAGAGUGGAAAAUCCUAACGCACGAACAGAGGAGCCAGAUUUGGAAGGAAUUCGCGGAAUCACAAUUCGUUCUGCAGGCUCGUGCACUGUCUAACAAUUACGGUAAGUUAAUCUCCCUUUAAAAUGUCAUCUAUUAUGCACUUCUUCCUCAACGAUUUUCACGAGUUAGAUCGCCGAAAAAAGAAGGCUGUGAAUAAUAAUCUCUAACGGGAUAAGGUGAGGAACAUGCAACAGAGGUUCAAGCUUCAGCAACAGCAAGCCCUCAUGCAGCAAGGCUUGCUUCAGCAACAUCAGAUGUAUCACCCUGGGAUGCUAGCCGCUACUAUGUCCCAGAUUGAGCCUAUUCCAAGUGGAAAUUUGCCUCCGGGCUUUGACACCUCUACAUGCUGCAGUGUUUAUGUAGGAAAUAUUCAUGUAAAUGUUACUGAAAAACUUCUUGCUGAAGUCUUUCAAAGUGCUGGUCCUCUGGCUGGGUGCAAGCUCAUAAGGAAAGAAAAGUCCUCGUAUGGUUUUGUGGAUUACCAUGAUAGAGCAUCUGCAGCUCUUGCAAUAAUGACAUUGCAUGGACGCCAACUAUAUGGUCAGGCACUUAAGGUGAAUUGGGCAUAUGCCAAUACCCAUAGGGAGGAUACUUCAGGGCACUUCAAUAUAUUUGUUGGUGAUUUGAGUCCAGAGGUUACUGAUGCAACUUUAUUUGCAUGCUUCUCAGUCUAUCCUAGUUGUUCUGAUGCAAAGGUUAUGUGGGAUCUCAAAACUGGUCGGUCAAAAGGAUAUGGUUUUGUUUCUUUUCGUGAUCAGCAGGAUGCGCAAAAUGCCAUCAACGAUAUGACUGGUAAGUGGCUGGGAAAUAGGCAAAUACGAUGCAACUGGGGAACCAAGGGUGCUGGUAUAAGUACCAGUGAGGAGAAGAACAAUGACACUCAAAAUGCUGUUGUGCUUACAAAUGGGUCUUCAGAUGGAGGUCAGGAAUAUAAUAAUGAAGAUGCUCCUGAAAACAGUCCUGCCUAUACCACUGUUUAUGUUGGCAACCUUCCCCAUGAUGUAACACAAAAUGAACUCCACUAUCAGUUCCAUGCAUUGGGGGCUGGAGUUAUUGAGGAGGUCCGAGUUCAAAGGGAUAAAGGUUUUGGAUUUGUAAGAUACAACACUCAUGAAGAAUCAGAGUUGGCCAUUCAGAUGGCUAAUGGAAGAAUACUUCGUGGAAAAACAAUGAAGUGUUCAUGGGGUAACAAGCCAACACCUCCCGGAACAGCUUCGAACCCACUACCUCCUCCUGCACAACCAUAUCAAAUCCUUCCCACAGCAGGGAUGAACCAAGGCUAUUCUCCUACUGAGUUAUUGGCUUACCAGCGCCAACUGGCCUUGAGUCAGGCUGCUGUAUCUGGCCUUUCAGGUCAAGCUCUCGUGCAUAUGACUGGUCAACAUGGCCUAGCUGCAUCCUCCAUUGGCUUAAGCUCUGGGGGGUCCCAAGCCAUGUACGACGCAUAUUCUGGUAAUUCUUCAAGGCAGCACCUUAUGUACUAUCGUUGAUUUCUGGGGGCAUUGAUCCAUCCCAUGCGUCGAGCUUCCUAGUUCCACCUUCCGUUAUUAAUCUCGAAAAUCGGCCUUUUGAUUGAGUCACCACAUAAAUUUAUUUUUAUGGUGUUGUAUAUGUAGUAUUUUUUUCAUUGUUCGUCUGAUGACCCAAAAAGGGACCUUGCAUGGGUUUGCUAGACGCUGCUCCGCUGGGUUUUCUUUUUGGGUUUUAGUUUCUUAUUAAUUAAUGGUUUUGUAUAUGAUGAUUUUGGACUUUUCAUGUCAUUAAUUCCAUGAUUUUUGUUCUA
This is a messenger RNA of Prosopis cineraria, 1969 nucleotides long. RefSeq names its product oligouridylate-binding protein 1-like. The record is from RefSeq and is a predicted model, not a curated record. Gene Ontology annotation, molecular function: mRNA binding. Lineage: Eukaryota; Viridiplantae; Streptophyta; Magnoliopsida; Fabales; Fabaceae. The coding region runs from base 372 to 1676 and encodes 434 amino acids. The transcript has 13 exons.